AUGGAAAGUUUACAAAAUGCAGAGGUAGGUUCAAGAAUCGGUCUCGUUGAAAGCAUAGUCCUAGCAGUGCUUGAAGUUUUGAGAAACCUGAUUAAAAAUGGCUCAGAAAAUUUCCCUGUUCUUGAUCCUAUAUUAGUGGAAAAUAUUCAUUUAAACGAGAGUACUUUAAAUUUGCCGAACUCUCACAUCACUAUCGACGAUUUGACAAUAAGUGAUAUUAGCACCUUUGAGAUGGAAGAGAUCAAGUUUUCCAUGGCGUCUUUGUUGCUUCAGAGAUAUAAAUUGGACUUCAAUUUAGUAAUCCCAGUUGUAAAUGUCAAUACGAGUAGCUACGAUUUGUCAUUAAGAGUAUUUGGUGGUGAUGUUUAUGGAAAAGGAGACAUGAAACUACAGAUCAUAAAACCAAGGGUACAUGGUUACUUCGUAAUUGGAUUUAGAACAAGUGAGGGUGGUAUUUUCAUAGUCUUGCACGAAUGCAAAAUCAAAAUUGGAUUGGAUUCUUUUGAGGAUGAAAAAGCCUAUCUUAUGUGCUAUUCCAGAGUAUAA
Messenger RNA from Vanessa atalanta (red admiral), 546 nucleotides. RefSeq lists its product as uncharacterized. The transcript is spliced from 6 exons. The record is from RefSeq and is a predicted model, not a curated record. Lineage: Eukaryota; Metazoa; Arthropoda; Insecta; Lepidoptera; Nymphalidae. The coding region runs from base 1 to 546 and encodes 181 amino acids.